This is a messenger RNA of Colletotrichum fioriniae, 651 nucleotides long. The record is from RefSeq and is a predicted model, not a curated record. NCBI's taxonomy places the organism in Eukaryota, Fungi, Ascomycota, Sordariomycetes, Glomerellales, Glomerellaceae.
AUGGACCUCCUCUCGAGCGUCCGCAAAUCCGGCUCUCGCGGCGGCGUCAACUUCAGCUGGGACGAAGUCGCAAACUCCUCUCACCGCGAAAACUACCUCGGCCACAGCCUCAAAGCCCCCGUCGGCCGCUGGCAAAAGGGCCGCGACCUCAAUUGGUACGCCAAAGGCGACGGCGACGAUGCAGGAGCGGUCGAAGGCGAGACGGAACAAGAGAGGCAGGAGCGCGCGCGCAAGGAGGAGCUGCGCAAGAUCAAAGAGGCCGAGGAGGACGCGCUCGCGCGCGCGCUGGGGUUGCCUGUGCCGCAGCGGGAUUCGUCGGGAGCGAAUGCAGUCGAGGUGAGCGGGUCCAGGGGGAUUGGUGGUGGUGGUGCUGGCGAUGCGAAGCCUGUGGAGGAGGAAGGGGCCAAGAGCGGGCUCGUUGUCAGUGAGAAGAGGGAGCGCAGGGAUCGAGAUGAGGAUCGGAUCGCGACCGUGAUGAGGGGCGGGCGAGGCGGCAUCAUCGUAAGGCGAGAAGCCGGAGCCGUGAGGGUGGUGAGCGAGAGCGCGGGCCGAGAGAGCAUCGACGGCGGAGCAGGAGUAGAGAGGGUCAGCGGCCGCGUUCGAGGGACCGUCGGCGCAGUCCUGAUGAGCGCCGUCGAUGAAGGACGGUAG